This is a messenger RNA of Podarcis raffonei (Aeolian wall lizard), 2032 nucleotides long. RefSeq names its product CD36 molecule (gene CD36). The transcript is spliced from 14 exons. Gene Ontology annotation, molecular function: low-density lipoprotein particle receptor activity; low-density lipoprotein particle binding; scavenger receptor activity. The coding region runs from base 343 to 1761 and encodes 472 amino acids. Gene Ontology annotation, cellular component: cytoplasm; cell surface; caveola. The record is from RefSeq and is a predicted model, not a curated record. Gene Ontology annotation, biological process: low-density lipoprotein particle clearance; long-chain fatty acid import into cell; lipoprotein transport. Lineage: Eukaryota; Metazoa; Chordata; Lepidosauria; Squamata; Lacertidae.
CCUUGCAAAAAGCAACACUGUCAGUAAAGCUUUUUUCGCUGGUAUAAAUAGCCAUUAAAUGGCAAUGCACGUUCAGAGCAUCUUCUGGCAAUAAAUGGAGAAGUCAAAUCAGCCAUCUACCCCAUGAGUUAAUGGAUUUUAUUUUUGUCUUUAGUAAGGAUAUGCAUUUGUUCUAUUGACAAAGUUUCUCUCAAACUCCUUUACAAGGAGGGGUCUCCUCUCUCUAGAGCUCAUUUAGGACCUUGCUGUGUUAGAGGCUGCUGCUGCUGAGAGGGUGCAUGUGUUCCUGGACGACAAAGUUGUAAGAGCUCCCAGAGGUGGAAGAAAUUGCAGACCAGAAGGAUGGGCGGUUUGCUGAACUGUGGUUUGCUGAGUGGAGCAGUCAUUGGAGCAAUUCUAGCCAUCCUUGGAGGUGCCUUGAUACCACUUGGAAACUAUUUUGUUGAGAAGACAGUAAGAAAGGAAACAGUCAUUGAAAAUGGCACAAUUGCAUAUGAGAACUGGCUUGUACCCGGGAGUCCAGUCUACAGGCAAUUUUGGUUCUUUGAUGUGCAAAACCCAAAAGAAGUAAUGGAAAAUGGAUCGCAUCCAAUACUCAAGCAGAAAGGGCCAUACACUUACAGGGUGCGCUAUUUGCCGAAAGAAAACAUCACUCAACAUAACGACUCCACAGUGUCUUUCUACCAGCCAAAUAUUGCUCUCUUUCAGCCUGAUCUCUCAGUUGGGCCAGAAAACGACACUUUCACAAUAGUCAACCUUGCCGUUGUGGCUGCACCUGCUUUGUAUCAAAGUGGCUUCAUACAAGCGUUGUUGGACAUUUGGGUGAAGUCAUCAAAGUCCCAAUUCCUUCAAAACAGAACUGUGAAAGAAAUACUCUGGGGCUAUGAAGAUCCUUUCUUGAAGAAAAUUCCACUUCCAGGAGUUGAAAGGGUUGUUGGCGUAUUCCUUCCUUACAAUGAGACAUUGGACGGCCUUUAUAGAAUCCACAAUGGGAAAAAUGACACAAGCAAGACGGCACUCAUCGAGACUUAUAAAGACAAAACCACCCUUCCAUACUGGCCCGGAGGUUGUGCUAUGAUCAACGGCACAGAUGGGGCUUCCUUUCCCCCUUUUGUCCAAAAGACUGCAAGACUUGAUUUAUUUUCUUCUGAUAUUUGCAGAUCCAUCUACAGCAACUUUGACAGUGAACAGACUGUGAAGGACAUCCCACUCUAUCGCUUCAUCGUCCCUCCAGGUGCUUUUGCAUCUCCUCUUGUCAAUCCUGACAACAUCUGCUUCUGCACAGAGAAAGAGAUAUCCCUGAAUUGCACAUUAGCUGGGGCACUGGACAUCAGUUCUUGCAAAAAAGGAAAACCUGUAUAUGUUACACUCCCCCACUUCCUCUAUGCAAGUGAAGAAAUUGCUCAAGGCAUUGAAGGCAUGCACCCAAAUCCACCUGAGCAUAUGACCUUUUUGGAUGUAGAGCCAACCACAGGGUUUACACUGCAGUUUGCCAAAAGACUGCAAAUCAAUUUGUUGGUGAGGCCUUCUACAAAAAUUACCGUCCUAAAAAAUAUCAAGUUGCCAUUUCUCUUUCCUAUUUUGUGGCUGAAUGAGACGGCCAUUAUUGAUGAUAAGAAAGCUGAGUUUUUCCGAGAAAAAGUGACCAAUAAGAUCAAGCUUCUGCAUCUGCUGGAAGCGGUGCUCAUCAUUGCCGGCAGCGUGAUGUUCCUUGGAUUCCUCGUCUCGUUCUUAGUAUGCCGAGCGCAGAAAUCGAAAUAAGUAUCAAGCUACUUCAGGUAUCAAGCUACUGCAGAUGUAGGCAAUAGUCAUUUCAGACUUUAAGCAAGGGAGGGUAAUGAACCUUCCGGAUGAACCUUCCUGAUGGCAUUGCUGGACUGUGCUUUGUAUGUGGCAAAUCAGCUUAGGAAGAAGCCCCGCCUCAGUGUGUUGAGUGAAGUAUGUGCCUUUGCCUGCCAGAACCCCAAAGGUGUUCAGAAGAGAGACUGUUGUUAAAUCUGACCUUCUGACAUUCUCUGAACCUUUUAUAAGA